AUGGGGGGUCUGCUUUCAGGCCCGUCGACGCAGAAAGACUCCGGAGAUGGCAGGUCCUACACCAAUGGUCUGGAAUGGGGAUUCAGCGCCAUGCAGGGUUGGCGAGACCGAAUGGAGGAUUCGCACUUGGCCAUCAGCUCGCUGGCCUCUCCGGCGGUUUCAAGCAGCGCGCGGUGGCGAGACUCCUCGCUCUUCGUUGUCAUGGACGGUCAUGGAGGUGAACAUGUGGCCCAGUUCUGCCAGCGCCACUUCCCUGCGGAGCUGGUACUGCAGAACAGCCAGGACUGCAGCGACGCGCUCAUGCGGGCUUUCCACCGUAUGGACACUCUGCUGAUGGAUUCUCAGUACCUGGAAGAGCUGCAGAGCCUGGGUCGAAGCUUAGCUUUCAAGUCUUGGGCCAACCCCGAAAUCAUGGGCUGCACCAUGGUGGCGGCCGUGGUACGCCCGGAUGCGAUCUUUGUAGCAAAUGCUGGAGAUAGCCGAGCCGUUCUCUGCAGACGCGGAAAGGCGAUAGAUAUGUCAGAAGAUCACAAACCGAACAGUCCGGUGGAGUUGUCACGCGUGCUGCGGGCUGGAGGAACCGUGGUCCAGCAGCACGUGGGCAACCACGUGCACUAUAGAAUCAAUGGUAAUCUAAAUCUCUCCCGCUCCAUCGGCGACUUGCUGUACAAGCAGAAUCACACCCUGUCGGCCGAGGAGCAAGUCAUUACUUGCCAUCCAGACGUCCGGUGCUUCAGCCGACAGGCGGACGACGAAUUCAUGAUUCUGGCCUGCGAUGGUGUGUGGGAUGUCCUUAGCAGCCAGGAGGCUGUCGACUUUGUGCGCAUGCGCCUUGGCAGCUUCGCCGACCUCGCAUUCCGGCUGCAGGAGGGUCGCUUGCGCUUGUCUUCGAUUCUCGAGGAGAUGCUCGAUGCCUGUGUGUCCCCAGACUUGGCGCAGACGAUGGGCAUUGGAGGUGACAACAUGACGGCCCUGCUGGUGGUCUUUUCCGAAGGAGGACGCCAGGCCAACUGGCUGGACAGCACGUCCGUGUUGCCGACUCAGUCGUGGAUGUGCCCAUACCGGUGA
Molecule: messenger RNA, 1068 nt
Organism: Symbiodinium natans
Lineage: Eukaryota; Dinophyceae; Suessiales; Symbiodiniaceae
Source: the annotation of a GenBank genome assembly